AUGGAUGACCGAGCGCGAAGCCGGUCUCCUCGCCGACGGGAUGACGGUGACCGAGAUCGACCCAAGAAGUCCGGAGGCUUUCGAUGGAAGGAAAAACGGCGCGACGACGAUGACCGCGGCGAUGAUCGCAAGUUAGAUCGAGGAUAUCGGGAUCGAGGAGAUCGGCCACGAUCCCCACGGAAGGAUCGCGAUGGCGAUCGAUACGGAGAAAGAUACAGGGACGGCGACCGUGACCGUGAUCGUGACCGCGAUCGCCGGCGCGAUGAUCGAGAUGCACCGCGGGAAGACCGCGAGAAAAAGAAGGAGAAGAAAGAGAAGAAGGAAAAGAAGCCGGUCAUGCCCCAGUCAUCAGAGCCAAUGAUUGUCGUUCAUGUCAACGACCGUCUGGGUACUAAGGCUGCGAUUCCCUGUCUGGCCUCGGAUCCUAUUAAGCUAUUCAAGGCCCAAGUUGCCGCCCGCAUCGGUCGCGAACCCCACGAAAUUCUCCUCAAACGCCAAGGCGAACGCCCAUUCAAGGAUCAGUUGACGCUGGAGGACUACGGCGUGAGCAACGGAGUACAGCUUGACUUGGAAGUUGGAACUGGCGACUAA
Messenger RNA from Penicillium cinerascens, 591 nucleotides. Its product is annotated as ubiquitin-like protein HUB1. Bases 1 to 591 code for a protein of 196 amino acids. Lineage: Eukaryota; Fungi; Ascomycota; Eurotiomycetes; Eurotiales; Aspergillaceae. Gene Ontology annotation, biological process: protein modification process; mRNA splicing, via spliceosome. Gene Ontology annotation, cellular component: nucleus; cytoplasm. The transcript has 3 exons. Gene Ontology annotation, molecular function: protein tag activity. The record is from RefSeq and is a predicted model, not a curated record.